UUCAGGCUCGUCACUCGGCUGCUGUUUUGUGGCUACUAGCAACCAAGCAAGGCAAUACCUGAGCAACCAGUCAACAACAGUGCAGGUGACCCAGUUGUGAAGAGCACCAAUAUGGAGACAGAAUUGACCACGGGUCUUUUGGAGCAAGAUCCACAUUAUAUACCAGGCUACUCAGGUUAUCGUCCACAGCUAAAGUUUAAAAUGGGCAAGUCAUACGGUCAGCUGGUGGCUGAACUGCGGAGCCCGGUCCUGCACUCGGGUUCCGACGGGACCCUCAGAAGCAUCCCUGAGAGACACGCUGGGCGAAUCAUGCCCGGUUACACUGGUUUUGUUCCCAAAAGGCAGCACUACAUUGCCUGCAGCUUCGCGGAAACAUGCCAGAGAGCAUUUUCUGACUUUUACCGGGAGACAUAUGCAAAUAUUCAACGGGCGUCGGCAGAUUCAUCACUCGCUGUCGACUCCUCGCACCCGCAGUUGGAGGUACCCCUAACCGCCAUUUCAGACCAAUUGGUGUCCUACAAACCCUUAAAAAGCUUCACCCCCAUCCCUAAACCACAUCUACUUGAUGAUGGACACCCCUACAAGUACUACAUGUCAGGCUUCACAGGACAUGUGCCGAAAUCCCGCUUCCUCAUUGGGAAAGGUUACCCCAUGACCACUAACGAGGCCCUUGUCCAGUUCGGAAGGGAGCAGAGUGGCGGCGAAUGCCCGCUGCCAUCCAUUUGUGCAAUCUAUCCAUCAUGCCACAGGGGGGUGGCAUCAUCAUUCACGGGUCACAUACCAGGGUACAAAUUCAUGUCCGGGCACACCUUUGGCCAGCUUUCCAAGAAAGCUUUGGAGAAACGUGCCAGCAAGAAACCCCAUCCCCCAAAAUAUUGUGAAGAAAACAGAUUUGAAUAACAAGAUGAGAAAUCUAUAUAUGCUACUGU
Molecule: messenger RNA, 929 nt
Organism: Syngnathus typhle (broad-nosed pipefish)
Lineage: Eukaryota; Metazoa; Chordata; Actinopteri; Syngnathiformes; Syngnathidae
Gene: cimip2b
Product: ciliary microtubule inner protein 2B
Exons: 6
Coding region: 112-900 (262 amino acids)
Source: RefSeq, a predicted model, not a curated record